UUAGGCUCCUACCAAAAGCAAGUUGGAUGAUGAUUCACCAUAUAUGUACAUGCACUUCUAUAUAAGGGCCGUUGUGAAGGGAUCUUAUUUCGUGUGUCUUAUUAUUAGCUAGCUAGAGUCAUAUAGAAUCAAUUGUUGGGGGAAUAUAUUGAAGAUGGCUCUAACUGGCAAGAUGGUGAGUGAAGUAGAGAUUAAUUCUACUAAUAGUGAUGAUAUCUUCCAUAUAGUUGCAGGUACAAAAGCACAGCACGCACCAAACUUGAGCCCUGAAAAAGUACACAAAGUGGAAAUACACCAAGGAGACUGGGGGGAUCAUGGAUCCAUUAAGGUCUGGACCUAUGUUACAGAGGGGCAGGUGGAGACAUACAAGGAGAAAGUGAGCAUAGAUGAGGAAACCAAGACAGUUCAUAUGACAGCAUUGGAGGGACAUUGCUUGGAACUCUACAAAAGUUACAACAUUAUUUUCGAGUUCAUUCACAAAGGAGAAACCAACGCUGUCAAAAUCACUAUCGAGUACGAGAAGAAGAACGAGCAUGUCCCCCCUCCACAGAAGUACAUGGAUUUCCUCAUCAGUUUGAUCAAAGAUCUUGAUGCUAAUCUUGUUAAGGAGUAAAGCAUAUAUAUAGUUGAUAAAUAGAUGGGUUGUGUGGUUGCAUCGAUCGCAACUUAUAUAUAUGAAUAAUUGUUGUUGUAUUUUAAUUUUAAGUGAGAGCUUCAACUACUGUGUUUGAGGUUCCUACCACUACUUGGAUACAGGGGUAGGCUAAAUAAUGAUUGCAACUUUGAUCCUUUGGGUUUGGAAUAAGAGCUUCAAAGCUCGAGAGUUGGGUUGCUACAUAUGUAAGUAGCAUAAAAUUAUUGACGUACGGUUGAGUUAAA
Rhododendron vialii is the source of this 879-nucleotide messenger RNA. RefSeq names its product MLP-like protein 328. Bases 155 to 613 code for a protein of 152 amino acids. NCBI's taxonomy places the organism in Eukaryota, Viridiplantae, Streptophyta, Magnoliopsida, Ericales, Ericaceae. Gene Ontology annotation, biological process: defense response. The record is from RefSeq and is a predicted model, not a curated record. The transcript has 2 exons.